This is a messenger RNA of Protopolystoma xenopodis, 1773 nucleotides long. Lineage: Eukaryota; Metazoa; Platyhelminthes; Monogenea; Polystomatidea; Polystomatidae. The record is from the annotation of a GenBank genome assembly.
AUGCUUAGCGGUAGCAUAAAAGACCCUACAAAACUGGAUUUUUUAUGCGAAUCGUCGGCGAUGAAUCCCUCUGCUCCCUUCGUCACCGCCUCCACAGCAUCUUCUUUGUCAAAGUCCACGGUUGCAGGUCUCCAGCUCUCUCUGUUUUGGAAUAGGAUCAUCUCGAACCAGCUAUCUCUGCGCUUAAAGGAAUUAAUAUUAAUUCCGUCUCAGACUAAAUUUCAUAUAGCAGCAGCCAAUCAGCCAUUUACGAGUUCGUGUCAUUUGUGUGCUGAUGUAGUGACUCCGGAAUAUAAUCCUGGCCCAAAUAAGGCGGUGGUUUCUACUCAUAAUAAAGGUUCAGUAACCGAAGAAGACAUAUCCUCAAUCUCUAUGAAAUUGUCUAAUGAAGAAGAGCCAUUUCUAUCUUGUGUCGAAUUGAGUGGAACGCCUCUUUCGGAGUUGCCCUUGGCAACUCUAGAGUCAGCUUCAUCUGACCGUAUAGCCUCAAAUCUUUCUUGUCAAAGUCCGCCAGUUGUGAGUGAGACUGUGACCGAUGAGAUGACAUCAAGUUUGGGUAUCAUGUCUGCAGGUAAGCCCAGCUUGGCUGAAAUGGAAGCAAUGGCUCGGUACUCGGCCAGUCUGCGGGCGGAACUAGCUUCAGACGAUUCAAACUCGCCCUCUUCCUCGAUCAUUUCUUCAUCCGCUUAUUCUUCCGUAUUUGAACAAGAGGAAAAAGGAGUUUAUCCGGAACUUGGUGAUAAGCCGACUUCCGAUUCACCUGAUCCAGUGGCGAGUCAUGACACCUUGGAUCUAUCGAAUACAGAAGUUGACCUGGCGGACACAUGCGUCCAUUCUGCUAAUGUCCAUCAGGCCGGUCAUUUGGCAUUGACUCCGCCCGACGCAUCAGAUGACGUAACAUCGCUUCAGGAUUCUCAAUCUAAAAUGAAUACAAAGUCAUGUCCUUCAAAAAUUGUCUUGCCAGUAGCAGAAGUAGGACAAUCCUUUCAUAUUUUGCCCUCUUCCUCUCCAAUUCACCCGACGUGUCCUCCUCAGACUUCUUUUCAGACCUCCAGCAAGACUAGCACCGAUUUGAAACCGUCUAUUUUUGUGAAUGAAGUCGCUACAACAUUUGCUGAAAACUCUGAAAAGGCUGACAAAAUGGAUUCCGUGACCAGACUGAGCAUUGAGAACACCAGCUCUGUUCAUUCUGAUCGGUCUCGUUAUACACCCUACCUUCAACUUCGGCUCAAUCGCACAGAACAGUUCACACACGUCUGGCUAGCUUGCCUCGAUGCCAUUUGGAGGUUCGACGGAGAGCACAACUUUGUCGCCAAUCCUCGCCCGAUGGCCGAGAAGUUUGAUUCUCUUCUUUCGACCUCCUCCUCAUCGUUGUCACUUUACUCUAAUUACUCGUCUAGACCAUUUGCCGGAUGUGUUACAUCAAGAAACCCUCAUAAAUUUCCCAGUACCCAUCCCAGUCAAACUGUGAUUCCAGGACCACACCGGUUAUAUCUUGAUUUGGAAGCAGAAGUGAACCUCUCUUUUGCUUCAUCGAAGUCACCAGUUCAGCCAAUUUCGACAUCAAAGGCAAGCCGAAGCAAUUUUCACUUGUCAAAACCCAUAACUCUAAAAAAUGUAUCUAUGCCGUUUGGCAUACAGAAGCAGUCAGCUGAUUCUGCAUGGCCGCAGAAUACUCUAAAUCCAGUCGGGCCAGUUCCCUUUUGGCUCCUUCACAGCAUGGCAAGCCAUCCUUGUCUAGAAGUGAGAGAGUCGGUAAGUUCUCAUGUAUAA